Gongylonema pulchrum is the source of this 876-nucleotide messenger RNA. The record is from the annotation of a GenBank genome assembly. Lineage: Eukaryota; Metazoa; Nematoda; Chromadorea; Rhabditida; Gongylonematidae.
AUGGAAAGCCUGAGCUGGAUGGCAAUUGUGCCCGGGAACGCGGAUCAAACCUCGCUCUUUUCCCUUCCUAGAGUUUGGUCUGAAAUUGUAGCGUUGUUACAGAUCUGGCUAUGUCAACUGGAGCAACGCCUAGUGAUUAGUAAAAUAUUGCAUCGAAAGCACGAGGAGCACAUCCGAAAGGAAUUCGAGCAUAUUGUCGGAGAACUGAGCAGUUUGCGACAUCAGAAUGUUCUGGAAGUGAUUGGUGUUUGUUACGGGGGUAUACUCACCAGCUGCAUUCACGAAUUCAUCAAAGAUGACCUCAGUCACUAUCUGAGAGAUCUGAACAUUCAACUUUCCUACAGGUCAGAAUUGCUUUUAUCAGUGUGUACACAAAUAGCUGCGGGUAUGUCUUAUCUGGAAUCGAGAAAUUUUGUGCAUGGUAAUCUCUCGGCCAGCAGCUGUCUGGUUGCUGGCGACGGCACAAUCAAACUUACUAAUUUCAACAUCGCGUCUGAACUUGAUCUCAACGACGAAAGUGACGCUACGCUUGGACGAAUCAGGUGGAUGUCCUGGGAGGCGGCUAUUGAAAAGAGGAUGACAACGAAAGGGGAUGUGUGGUCAUUCGGUGUCACAAUGUGGGAAAUACUGAACGGGUGUGGCCAACAGCCGUACAGAAUGCUCACUGAUAGCGAUGUAUAUAAAAAUUUAUUGUUCAUACAACGACACGGAACGCUUAAGUUUUGCCUGGAAAGGCCCGAAUUUUCGUCAGCAAAUUUCUACGAGGAAUUCAUUGUGCAGUGCUGGGCUCGCGAUCCCGAACAGCGUCCCUCAUUUCACUCGCUGCAUCGCCGCCUACAAAAUGUUACUUGUGUACAAAUGAGCGAAGGCUGUUAG